This is a messenger RNA of Heterostelium album PN500, 432 nucleotides long. RefSeq lists its product as uncharacterized. The record is from RefSeq and is a predicted model, not a curated record. Bases 1 to 432 code for a protein of 143 amino acids. Lineage: Eukaryota; Evosea; Eumycetozoa; Acytosteliales; Acytosteliaceae. The transcript has 4 exons.
AUGUUCUUUAAUGUUUUCAACAGUAACAAUAACAAUAACAGUAACAGUAACAAUAACAAAAACAAUAACUUCACUUAUAGCAAUAACAAUAUUAAUUAUAAUAAUAAUAAUAACAAUAAUAACAAUAAUUACUAUAACAAUAAUAUUGCUACUAAACCAACAAACACUACAAAUACGACCAACGAACCAACAACAAUAUCAAUAUCAACAGCAGCAACAACUCAAAUUACAGCAACUACAACCACAGCAACAACUAUCGUUCGAACUUCUGAAAUACAAAAAAGACAAACAACACAAAGAGAGAGAAGAAUUAUCGAUCCAUCUGAUGUUCACCCAUCGUUAUUCCAAAAAGGACAAAAGGUCUUUGCUAAAUCAAAUAUAGAUUCAACUAUGAGACAUGUCUAUGAAUGCAAUUGGUAUGUUUACAUUUAA